Messenger RNA from Didymodactylos carnosus, 1521 nucleotides. The record is from the annotation of a GenBank genome assembly. NCBI's taxonomy places the organism in Eukaryota, Metazoa, Rotifera, Eurotatoria, Philodinida, Philodinidae.
AUGAUUCGGAAUUUGAUUAUUGUACUCGUUGCAGUAUUAACAAUAACAACUCAAGCCAAAGAAAUUGCGGAGGAAGACAACGUGCUUGUAUUAACGAAUGAUACAUUUGAUGAGGCACUCGAAAAACAUAAACAUAUUUUGGUCGAAUUUUAUGCCCCAUGGUGUGGACAUUGCAAGCAGCUGGCACCUGCAUAUGCUGCCGCAGCUACACAAUUGAAAGACAGUGACAGUGAUAUUAAAUUAGCUAAAGUUGACGCUACAGUAGAACAAGAUUUGGGUCAAAAAUAUGGAAUUAAAGGUUAUCCAACCAUUAAGUUUUUCUCUGAUUCUAAUGUCAUCGAAUAUAACGGUGGUCGAACAGCUGAUGAUAUUGUUAAUUGGUUGAAAAAGAAAACAGGUCCUGCUGCAACUGAAUUGAACACAGUAGCAGAACUCAAUACGUUGAAAGAAGGAAAUCAAGUUGUUGUUAUUGGAGUAUUCAAAAAAACCGAUAGCGAUCUGGCCGAAUCGUUCCUUCAAGUUGCUAAGAGUCGAGAUGAUCUUCCAUUUGCUAUCACAUCUAAUGCUGACAUAUUGAAAGAAUUAAAUGUGAAAGCUGAUACUGUUGUUCUUCUUAAAACAUUUGACGAAGGAAGAAACGACUUAACAAAAGAUAUUACCGAAGCUACAAUUCGCGAAUUCAUUCAAACAAAUCAAUUGCCAAUGGUUGUCGAAUUCAAUGCAGAGUCUGCUCAAAAAAUAUUUGGUGGAGAUAUUAAAGAUCAUAUUCUGUUGUUCUCUGGGAAGAAAACUGAUGUUUAUGAGCAAUUACAAGAAGAAUUUAAACAAGCUGCAAAAGUUUACCGCGGAAAGGUCUUAUUCGUGUCAAUUGAUACAGAUGAUGAAGAAAACGAGCGUGUACUUGAAUUUUUUGGUCUCAAACAAGCAAAUCUACCAGCUAUGCGUUUAAUAACACUAAAAGAUGAAAUGACCAAAUUUAAACCCGAAUCAAAUGAAAUAACAGCCGAUGUCGUCAAAACGUUUGUACAAUCUUAUUUGGAUGGUAAAUUAAAACCUCAUUUAUUAACACAAGAUCUACCGGAUGAUUGGGAUAAACAGCCCGUCAAAGUAUUAGUUGGAACAAAUUUUGACGAAGUUGCUAAAGAUAAAAGUAAAACAGUUUUGGUUGAAUUUUAUGCUCCAUGGUGUGGUCAUUGCAAAGCUCUCUUUCCAAUUUGGGAUCAACUCGGUGAGCAAUACAAAGAUCGAGAUGAUGUUGUUAUUGCCAAAAUUGAUUCAACUGCAAAUGAAUUGGAAGACGUUAAAAUUCAAAGUUUUCCAACAAUAAAAAUGUUUCCAAAAGAUUCAGAUGAAGUUAUCGAUUACAAUGGUGAGCGAACAUUAGAAGGUUUCUCAAAAUUCAUCGAUAGUAAUGGUUUAGAAGGUGGUCAAGCCUCUGAAGAGACCGCCGAACAUGCAGAAGGUGCUGGUGAUGAAGAAGAAGAACCAUCUUCAGACCAUACAGCUCAUGUAGAUUUGUAA